Messenger RNA from Sinocyclocheilus anshuiensis, 1492 nucleotides. Its product is annotated as suppressor of tumorigenicity 14 protein homolog. The record is from RefSeq and is a predicted model, not a curated record. The transcript is spliced from 10 exons. The annotation marks the transcript as partial. Lineage: Eukaryota; Metazoa; Chordata; Actinopteri; Cypriniformes; Cyprinidae. Gene Ontology annotation, molecular function: serine-type endopeptidase activity.
AGUACUGCACAGGAUGCUGCUUGAGACGGACUCACCUGCAGCUCGAAACUGGGUGGGAAGUGAAACUUUACGAUUUGCAAUAAAUAUGUUUGUUUUUCAGCUACAAAACCCACAUUCAAAUCAAAUCAACAGGUUUAUACCCUCUCGGUGUUAAAGGAUCAUGUAAAACAGGAUGGAGGGCUAGUUUUUUGCGGUUUCUCCUGCAGACACCUGCGCGCGCGUGUCAGUGAGUUUCGCUGUAGGUGAGGACAAAAGGACUGACAGCGGCCAAUUUGACAAAUACGUCGUAUGACAUGGAGCCACUCAAAUCUGGGGAAAAAAUUCCGGACCAUGACUUGGACCAGACAGAGCAGUUUCUUCCAGCAUCAGAUGCAAAAAAGUUGCAGAAGAAGAGGGUAUCGUUGAGGGCCAUCGUGGCAAUAGGUCUACCGACAGCACUGGCGAUCAUUGCAUUAGUAACUGGACUGUUAGUGUGGCAUUUCCAUUACAGGUAUAAUGGGAGGGUGAGGAAGAUGUUCAGUGGUUAUUUGACCAUCUCCAGUCAAACGUUCUCAGAUGCUUAUGAAAAUAGUAACACCAUUGAAUAUAAAGAACUGGCUUCAAAGGUCUCAAGGCAGCUCAAAGGUAUAUAUGGUCAAGUGCGCUUGCUGUCAAAGUACCAUGUGGUGUCCAGUGUGCAAGGUUUCAGUGAGGGCAGUAAUAAUGGUAUCAUCGCUUAUUACCUGUCUGAGUUUAAUGUGCCGGAGUCCCAAGUAUCUGCUGUGGACGAGGCCAUGGCAUCCAUGGAUGGGGGGGAAAAUGCAAGGAAAAGCCGGAGGGGGUUUGGUCGCAGGACUGACAAUAGCCUCAUCAUUGACGUCAUGACGUCAGGAGCUGUGGAUGCUCGGUUAGCUGGCAGAAACCUCAAACGGUCCAGUAAGAGGUCUCAUCAUGCUCAUGGGAACCAGACAGACAUUAUCCGGUCUCCAGGUUUUCCCGAUUCCGCCUACCUUCCCAACCUUUACACUGAGUGGCAGAUUCGGGCCGACCCAGAGCACAGGAUCAGACUGGAGUUUGACGUCCUAGACUUGGAGAAAGAUUGCCGUAAUGAUUUCAUCAAAGUGUACGACUCAUUAGCACCAUCAGAGAAGCAAGUCAUAGCGGAGAAAUGUGGAUAUCGCUUACCUGAUGAGAAGCUCAUUUUCAUCUCCUCUGGGAAUGUCAUGCUGGUUACACUGGUUACAAAUGAGGAGAAAAACUUCCCAGGUUUCAGGGCAUUUUAUUCUCAGAUUCCAGCCAAAAUUCAAGACUGUGGAGGGAGACUGAUGGGGCUUCGUGGUACCUUCACAUCACCUGGCUAUCCCUCCCAUUACCCACCUCAGACUGACUGUGUCUGGAACAUUGAGGUUCCAUCAGGAAAGCAUAUCAAGGUGAAGUUUGACAAGUUGUCUAUACAUAGCCCUGAACAAAACCCCAUCAGCUGUCCAGCAGACUACUUGGAGAUAAACUACAG